Aplosporella prunicola CBS 121167 is the source of this 936-nucleotide messenger RNA. RefSeq lists its product as uncharacterized. Lineage: Eukaryota; Fungi; Ascomycota; Dothideomycetes; Botryosphaeriales; Aplosporellaceae. The record is from RefSeq and is a predicted model, not a curated record. Gene Ontology annotation, molecular function: acetyltransferase activity. The transcript is spliced from 3 exons. The coding region runs from base 1 to 936 and encodes 311 amino acids.
AUGUCGUCGCCGCAUACGUACUCCCGCGCCCAGCUGGAGCGCUACUUUGACCGCGUCCAGCUGCCCCACGCCCGUCGUGUUUACAAUGUCUCAGCCCUCGACCCUGUCGAUCAGCUGGCGUUCCUGGCCCUGCUCCAAACACACAACCUCUGCGCUGUGCCCUUUGAGAAUCUAAAUCUGCACUAUUCCCAGCACCAUCAGAUCAGCCUCGACCCCGAUGUGCUGUUUCACAAGCAGGUCGACACCCCUGGUCGCGGAGGGUACUGCAUGGAAAACAAUGGCUUGCUGAACAUUGUGCUGCGCUCUCUGGGCUUCAACGUCUAUUCCGCCGGCGCACGAGUCAAUGGAGGCGACUCGUACAAUGGAUGGAGCCACAUGAUCAACCUGGUCACCAUCGGAGAUCAGAAAUACAUGAUCGAUGUCGGAUUCGGCCCCAAUGGCGCCACUCGCCCCCUGCCUUUGAGGAAAGAUUCCCCCGAUGACUUUACCCACAUUGCACCAGCAUCGGUGCGCCUGGUGUGGAAGAACCUCGCUGAAAACACCGACCCAAACCAGCGCCUUUGGGUCUAUCAGCACCGCAUCGACAGCCAUAGCGAGUUCCAGGACAUGUAUUGCUUUACCGAGCUCGAAUUCUUACGGCACGACUACUUCCUCAUGAAUUAUUUCACGAGCACGCACCCGAAGAUAUGGUUCACGCAAAAGGUCAUCUGCGCCAAGAUGAUCAUGGGAGGGCCCGACGAAGACGCUAUCAUUGGGGUCAUCAUUCUACAGGACAACGUGAAAAUGCGUAGCAACGGAAAGACGGAGGUGCAAGAGGAAUUCAAGAGCGAAGCUGACCGAGUGAGCGCCCUGGAGCGCAGGUUUGGCAUUUCCUUGAGCCGCAGCGAGUGCGAGGGCAUUAGGGGGAUGGCUUCGGAGAUAAGGCAGGCGGCCUAG